Molecule: messenger RNA, 1265 nt
Organism: Mercenaria mercenaria
Lineage: Eukaryota; Metazoa; Mollusca; Bivalvia; Venerida; Veneridae
Product: proline-rich transmembrane protein 1-like
Exons: 4
Coding region: 125-613 (162 amino acids)
Cellular component (GO): membrane
Source: RefSeq, a predicted model, not a curated record
GUGACUGUCCCAUUUCAUUGCGAAAUACUUUUUUACUUAAAAAAUAGCGCUGCAACCGAACGCAGUUAUACAGUGUCGUUAUAAGAUAUAGAUUGCUUACUAAAUUCCGGAUGCAUUAAAAAAAAUGACAGACAGAUCAGGUAAUCCUCCACCAUACCCUGACCCUAGCAAGGGUUUUUCUGGAACAGAUGUUGGGGGAGCUUACACAACACAAGACAAUGCAUAUCCACCACAGACCGGGGCGUAUCCUCCACACGGUGGAGCUUAUCCAGCACAGCCAGGAUACGGGUUUUCGCAAAACUCGACAACAGCAGUGGUGGUGACUCAGCCAGGCUAUACCGGGCACAUUGUUAUAACGCCACGGACCCCAGAUUACAUGAUCGGGUCUAUUUUUGCUUGUCUUUGUUGUUUCUGGCCAACUGGUCUUUGUGCUAUAUAUUACGCAUCACAGGCAAGACAAUUGGCGGCUGAGGGUGAUAUGACUGGAGCAACAAGCAUGUCGAAUAAAGCGAGAAACCUAAUGAUUUCCAGCGUUAUCAUAGGGGUUAUUUGGAUAACCCUUGUUGUUGUCCUUCGAGUGUCUCUUUAUGCAAAUGAAAGAUAUAAUUAUUAAUUGCGAGCUGUGAUAUGACAAUAUAUCAGACAAACAUACGAAGAACCAGACCUCUUUUAUCACAAUAAAAUUUUACAUAUGUGGAUGGAUUUUUGACUUCAUAAAGACGUGUUACGGCUGGUAGGUUCAUACCGAUUGUUUCUUGUUUGGAAAUACUGCUAAUAUGAACUUUAUGAUGACGGAUUUUCACUAAUCAUUUCUUUCACGUCAAGAAAGGAAAUACCAUCAUUUUUUUCUUUAUCAAUAAGAGAUAAUUGUGUAAAAUAUUUUUAUACGACUAUACCCCACAGCAGAGCUAUUGUAAAAGUGUCUUCUUACGGUUGUAAGCGGACACUUUAUAAAUAGAACUGUCUUGUAUGAACGGACUCUAUCAGUUAACUACCUGCACGUGAAAAUCGUGAACGAAGUCAUAAACUGUGCCUGAUGGAAGAAUGUCCCAUUUCAAGGUGAAUUAAUGUUUGGCUAUCUUCUGUUGAAGGUAUCAAUAUUUUAGAAUUGCAAUGCAAAUAAAGCUUUUUAAACAACACAAGAAAGAGUUAUUAAUUUCAACUUAUAAACAGAACGGCAAUGAUAGCUUUAGACCGCAGUCGGCAUAGAACAUCUGCAAUACCUGACAAAUUAAAAAUUAAGUGAGCCGCGCCAUGUGAAAACU